Messenger RNA from Striga hermonthica, 885 nucleotides. Lineage: Eukaryota; Viridiplantae; Streptophyta; Magnoliopsida; Lamiales; Orobanchaceae. The record is from the annotation of a GenBank genome assembly.
AUGAUCAAUGAUGAAACCAAACACCCGGACACAUAUCCGAAUCGUACACACCAUGUCAUAGUCGACGCUGGACUGGACCCGCUUAAACACCAAGCAUUCGUCGUGGUAGAGGAAGCUGGUUCUUUGACCCCGGGUCGGUCCCAUUUUCCACCCCUCCCUGGCGACGCGUCGAAUGAGAUUGUUGCAGCAGGUCCAUUUACUACAAGCGAUAAUUUGUUAUUUGAGCCUCUAACUGAGCUUCUAGCCUAUGCACGCCGAAAGCAACCUCAGUUGCUUGUCCUGCUGGGGCCAUUUAUUGAUUCUGAUCAUCCAGAGCUUAGCAAAGGAACUGUUGAUCAGACCUUUGAUGAAAUGUUUCACCUUCAGAUCCUUGAAAAGCUUCAAGAUUAUGUUGAGUGCAUGGGUUCUGUAGCGCGUGUGAUUCUUAUGCCAUCCAUCAGGGAUGCACAUCAUGACUUUGUUUUCCCUCAGGUUCAUAUUUUGGUAUUCUGUGUUAAAUUGAAUGCUGAUUUUUAUCUCACUAGGAAUAAUGUAAUCUGCUAUAACACUGAUGUAAAUGUGGCUUGCUGCACAGUGGACAUACUAAAACAUCUUAGUGCAGAGGAAAUUUGUCGGAAUCCACCAGGAGAAUCUAAGCAGCGAUUGGCUAAUCUAGCAAAACAUAUAUUGAGCCAGCAGAGCUUCUACCCACUGUACCCACCUGCAAAAGAAGUUCCUUUGGAUUUUUCUUUCGCGGAGAAAGCACUCAGAUUCUCUUUGACUCCAGAUAUACUAAUUUUACCUUCAGACUUGGCUCCGUUUGUGAAGGUUCUCACCAUUGAAGGUGGAGAUGAUGAUGCAGAACUCAAAAAUUCUCUUGGUUCUAUCUCUUAUGCUCUCGGCUAA